Messenger RNA from Triticum aestivum (bread wheat), 2259 nucleotides. Its product is annotated as putative serine/threonine-protein kinase. The coding region runs from base 393 to 1409 and encodes 338 amino acids. The transcript has 6 exons. Gene Ontology annotation, molecular function: ATP binding; protein kinase activity. The record is from RefSeq and is a predicted model, not a curated record. Gene Ontology annotation, biological process: protein phosphorylation. Lineage: Eukaryota; Viridiplantae; Streptophyta; Magnoliopsida; Poales; Poaceae.
CUUGUCUGCCAUGUUAGCACCUUGAUUCUUAAUUGUUUGAAUAUAGAGACCAACAUCAUCUCGGAUACCGAUCGACUCACCUUAUAGCUGCUUAAUCCGGCUAACGGUGUAGUCUCAUCCGUCUAGUUUAAUCCACUUGCGUCUAUAGAGGAUUAGGAAGACCGGUCUGGCUGCUCAUUUUCAUUCCCCUCCAUUGAUCGAUGAGCCCAUAGUUCCUCGCUGCAAGUCUUCACCAGAUCACCAUGUAUCUGUUGUAUCUAUUGGACAAUACGAGGUAGGAGUCUCGUUCGCCACAGGAGUUUAGAUCUAAGGUGUGCAAGCUUGACUGGUUUACUGGCAGAGAUCAACAAGGAGCUUAAAUCUGAACUAUUGCUAAUUAUAUCUGUAUAAGCAUGCAGCUGGUUUGCUUUUUUACUUUUCCAAUAAUAGGAAGCAAUAAUAUGGCCAAUGCAAAUGUGAUGCCAAGGCAUCUACCGCUGCAUUUAUUGGAAGAACUGACUGAUGGUUUCUCCCAAGACCAGGAACUUGGUAGCGGUGCAUACGGCAAAGUUUAUAGGGGUGUAUACAAAGAUGGGAAAAUGAUUGCCGUGAAGAUUCUUUAUGACACGCCAGGAUAUGACGAUGAGCAAUUCGACAAGGAGUUUCACAAUCUUACAAUUCUCCAACAUGAGAAUAUUGUGCAGUUAGUAGGUUAUUGCCAUGAAACCCAGCGAGAAUGUGUGCAGUACGAUGGAAGAAUGGUUCUUGCAGAUGUGACAAAGAGGGCACUUUGCUUGGAGUAUAUGCAAAAUGGAAGCCUUGACAAGUAUCUUUCUGAUGAAUCUAAGGGGCAUGGUUGGAACACACGCUACAUAAUAAUUAAGGGCAUUUGCAAUGGUUUGAAGUACCUUCACGAGGAACUGAAACCUCCUAUUUAUCAUUUGGGUCUAAAACCAGCGAACGUACUGUUGGAUGAGAACAUGAUCCCGAAAAUCGCUGAUUUUGGAUUGUCUAGACUCUUUGGAGAAGAAAAAACCCAAAUCACUAAUAGUCCUAUAGGAACACUUGGGUACUUACCUGCAGAGUAUAUAAAUCAUAACAUAAUCUCAAAUAAGUUGGAUAUAUUCAGCUUGGGUGUUGUAAUGAUAAAGAUAAUUGCGGGACCUAAAGCCUACUCCAGAAGUGCUGAAAUGUCAUCCGAGCAAUUCAUUGACAUUGUACAUGGAAAUUGGAUGAACAGGCUGAAAGCAAUAUCAGAGGAGUCAUAUUUUGAGCAAGUAAAGAGAUGUAUAGAAAUUGCUUUAAACUGUGUGGAGACCGACCGACAGAAAAGGCCAACUAUAGGGAAUAUUGUUAAUACGUUGAAUGAGACAGAGACAUUAGAACAUGAUCAAGCGCCAACUAAAGGGUAUAUUAUUAAUACAUGUUGAACGAGACAGAGACAUUAGAAAAUGGCCAAGCGCCAUCGAAGGAGAAGGACCAGCAGGUGUGAUCACGAAAAGCACUAAUAUACACUGGUGCCAUGAACUGGAUCUGCAAUUAAGGCACAGCCAUGUUAUAAGUACUCCCUCCGUUUCUUUUUACUCCGCAUAUAAGAUUUGGUCAAAGUCAAACUAGACAAAGUUUGACCAAAUUUAUAUAAAAAAAUAUGAACAUCUACAAUAUUAAAACUAUAUAGUAUGAAAAUACAUUUUGUGGUGCAUCUGAUAAUAUUAAUUUCAUAUUAUUAAUGUUUAUAUUUUUUAAUGUAAAGUUAGUCAAACUUUAUAAAGCUUGACUUUGACCAAACCUUAUGUGCAUACUAAAAAGAAACGGAGGGAGUAUUAAAUAACCGUUUUCCUUUCUUCUUACAUGCAGAUGAGCUCUUGCAUGAACGAAAAGAGUACUGACAUGAUAUAUGUUUAUCCCCGCAAGCUCCACUUUUCUUUCGGGCAAGACAAGUCAAUCUCCUGCCUGGUUCUAGUAACUAACAACAUGGAUUAUCACCAUGUCGCCGUUUGGUUUGUCCGAACAACUAGCGAGGCAAAAAGUUACUACCCCAAUCUGGGUUGGCUCAGUGGUGUUGUGCCACCAAGGUCCACACACACCUUUGUUGUAAUGAUGGAAGAGCAGCAGCAGCAAACCGAGAAUAUGGGCAUGCUUGACAUCGCCGUAGAGAGUUGCCUAGGGCAAGCGGAGAUACCAUUCAUUUCUGAUUUUUUAAUGCAUGCUAGAGAAGAAAAGAGAAGUGAAUUUCAAAAGCUAACGGCGGUUUGUGCAAUAACAUGCAAAACGAUGACA